This is a messenger RNA of Fibroporia radiculosa, 3252 nucleotides long. RefSeq lists its product as uncharacterized. Gene Ontology annotation, molecular function: small GTPase binding; nuclear import signal receptor activity. The record is from RefSeq and is a predicted model, not a curated record. The transcript has 16 exons. The coding region runs from base 1 to 3252 and encodes 1083 amino acids. Gene Ontology annotation, biological process: protein import into nucleus. Gene Ontology annotation, cellular component: nucleus; cytoplasm. NCBI's taxonomy places the organism in Eukaryota, Fungi, Basidiomycota, Agaricomycetes, Polyporales, Fibroporiaceae.
AUGGAUCCAAAUUUUCUUGAGGGCCUGCAUGCCCUUCUCCUUCAAUCUACAGCCAAUGAUACCGUUCAACUGAAAGCUGCUACUUCUCAACUCAACCGAGAGUAUUACAGGGACCCUGCAUGUGUUCCGGCGUUGGCGAGUAUAAUCGCUAGUUCUCCCCAUCAAGCGGUUCGUCAACUUGCCGCAGUCGAACUGCGUAAACGCAUUCAGCAGGGAAGUGGAGACUUAUGGAUGCUUGUUCCACACGAAGAUCGGGAGCAGAUCAAAGACAGACUUCCCGGACUUGUGCUCUCUGAGCCAAGUAAUCUCGUUCGCCACUCGACCGCACGUGUCAUCGCAGCCGUUGCCGCGAUCGAAAUCCCUAUCGGGCAGUGGCAGCAAUUGCUCCCUUUUUUGGAACAAACAUGCACAUCCCCAACAGCUGCACAUCGCGAAGUUGGAGUUUAUAUCCUCUACACCGUGCUUGAGAACAUUGUAGAGGGUUUCGAAAAUCACAUGCAAAAUUUCUUCAAGCUGUUUGAAGGAUUGCUCGCUGAUCCCGAGAGCCUUGAAGUUAGGGUUACUACAGUUAGGGCGUUGGGAGUCAUUGCACAGUAUAUCGAUGCUGAUGAUAAAGGGGACAUAAAAUCUUUCCAGCAACUUCUCCCUGGUAUGAUCACCAUUAUUGGUCAGUGUGUCGAGGCCGGCAAUGAGACUGGUGCCCGACAGUUGUUUGACGUACUCGAGACGUUGCUCAUAUUGGAAAUUCCUCUUCUCGGACAACAUAUUCCCCAACUCGUGCAAUUCCUUCUGACGUGUGGCGCGAAUCGCAAUUUUGAAGAUGAACUCAGGAUCCUCUCUCUGAAUGCAUUGAAUUGGACUGUACAAUAUAAAAAAUCGAAGGUUCAAAGCCACGGCCUUGCACCAGCGAUUCUUGAGGGUCUGAUGCCCAUCUCUACCGAAGCUGAACCUGAAGACCCUGAUGAUGACGCACCGUCUCGUUCUGCGCUCCGCAUCAUCGACUGCCUUGCGACAAGUUUGCCUCCUACUCAAGUCUUCCCCGUACUUCGACAGCUCAUACAACAAUAUUUCUCGUCGCCGGAGCCGAGUUAUCGCCGCGGUGCGAUGCUUGCACUUGGCGUGUGUGUUGAGGGCUGCAGCGAGUUUAUGACACCUCUCAUGAGUCAAGUAUGGCCCGUGAUUGAGGCGGGGCUGCGGGACCCUGAUGCGACGGUGCGCAAAGCGAGCUGCGUUGCCGUGAGCUGUCUCUGCGAGUGGUUGGAAGAAGAGUGCGCCGCGAAGCACGAAUUGCUCAUUCCAACAAUCAUGCAACUCGUGAAUGAUCCGGUCACACAGCGACCGGCUUGUACGGCGUUGGACGCGGUAUUAGAAGUGUUGGGAGACAAGAUCGAACAGUACUUGCCACUUUUGAUGGAGCGCCUCGUCGGGCUUCUAGAUAAUGCUCCUAUCCCGGUCAAGUCAGUUGUGAUCGGAGCGAUGGGGAGCGCAGCACACGCGUCGAGAGACAAAUUCUUGCCCUACUUCCAGCCGACGAUGGAGCGAUUCAAGCACUUCCUUGUACUACGUGGUGAAGGCGAAGAGCAAGAGCUUCGUGGUAUCACGAUGGACGCUGUCGGAACCUUCGCCGAAGCAGUGGGCAAGGACGUCUUCCGGCCGUACUUCGCGGACAUGAUGCAGCAAGCGUUUGAGGGGAUUCAAAUGGGCAGUGCCCGCCUUCGGGAGUGCAGUUUCCUCUUUUUCAGUGUAAUGUCGAGGGUCUUUGAGGAUGAAUUUGCUCCGUACCUGCCUAACGUUGUCCCGUCAUUGAUCGCAAGUUGCAAGCAGCCUGAGCAGGGAGAUGAUGAUGCUCUAUCUGUUGCGAACCCCGAGGCGGCUGCCAGCUUUGCAUCAGGCUCCUCUCCCGCCAACGCGAUCACGAUUACAGACGAUGCGAACGGGAACGUUAACAUGGAACCGGAAGAUAUCGACCUUGACAAGAUGUUGGAGGUUAACAGCACAAUUUGCAUCGAGAAGGAAAUUGCAGCAGAUACAAUCGGUGCUCUUUUUGGAGCAACACGGGCCCAUUUCCUGCCAUAUGUUGAGGAGUGUACGCUCGAGCUCAUCACCAUGCUCCCGCACUACUAUGACGGCAUAAGGAAAUCGGCGACGGAUGCACUAUUAGAGACAAUCCGGACUUUCUAUGAGCUCAGUGAGCCGCAAGAAUGGCAACCUGGAGCGAAAUCUAAUGUUGCUCUUGAGCCACGCGUCAAUGCUCUUAUAAAUCAUGUUCUACCUCCUAUCUUGGAGAUGUAUGAAUCAGAGGAUAAUAAGAAAGUGGUUGCCGGUCUCUGUGUAGGUCUCGCAGAAACGAUCAAUAAAGUUGGGCCUGCGCUUCUCGAAAAACGUUUGGAGCAGAUCGGCAAUAUUGCCAGUCAAAUCCUGGAUCAAAAGGCCAUCUGCCAGCAAGACCCCGAUCAAGAUGAGAGCGAGGAGGCGCCUGAGGAUCAAGCGGAGUAUGAUUCAAUGUUGAUCUCUUCAGCGGGCGAUCUAGUUGCUGCCCUCGCAAAUGUCUUGGGGGCAGAUUUUGCUGAAGCUUUCAAGUCGUUCUAUCCGCUCAUUGCGAAGUACUACAAAAAAAGUCGCUCGCUCAGUGAUCGGUCGUCCGCGAUCGGUUGUCUCUCCGAGAUCAUCGCCGGAAUGAAAGCGUCUGUAACUCCAAUGACUGAAACCUUGUUAGACUUAUUCUUCCGAGCGCUAGCUGAUGAGGAGGCUGAAGUGCAGUGCAACUCUGCUUUCGCCAUCGGCCUCCUCAUUGAGCAUUCCGCUCUCGAUCUCUCCGUACACUACAUGAACGUUCUCGCCUCACUCAGACCCCUCUUCGUUGUGUCGCCCGACGCGCCGCACGCCCGGUUCAAUGCUCGCGACAAUGCAGUGGGCGCCGUGGCGCGUAUGAUCUGCAAGAAUACCGCGGCCGUGCCCUUGGACCAAGUCCUGCCAGUGUUCUUCGAGGCACUGCCGCUGAAGAACGACUAUCUGGAGAAUACAGCGGUUUUCCGCUCCAUCUUCCACCUGUUCAGGACGCUCCCGUCCGCGCUCCAUCCGUACAUGGACCGUCUGUUGGCCGUCGUCGCGUACGUCUUGGACCCUAGCGGGCCUGAACAGGUUUCGGAGGACAUCCGACGGGAGCUCAUUGCUCUUGUCGAGCUGCUCAAUCGAGAAGAUCCGAGCAAGAUCCAAGCGGCGGGAUUGGGUCCCUUUGUUCCUGGCGCGUAG